AUGUACCAGGGCGUGCAGGUGUGUGCCCCGGCUGGUGUCCUGGUGUACCCCAUGCUGCUGCCAUCUCGGAACGCUGCUGUCAAGAUGCCUACAACAGGAGUGUAUAAAAUGGGUGAUGAAAGCAACUAUGGAACUAACUGCUUCCCUGCCAGGAACAUUUUACGUGCAAGUAAAGAAGGGUCUGGGCGCUGGAUGCUGGCACACAGAGCUACCCCAAGGACUUGGACUGAGAAGGGGACCACCAGGAAGACACCACAGCAGAGGAGAAAGCCCCCAGAGUCUGCCUCUGUGGAAGAAAAUAAUGAAGGCAAUGUCUUAGAUGAGCUAUUUCUGAUGAAGCACCACCGUUUGAAGAACCCCUCAGACCUGUGUUCUGUGAACAUAAGCAGCCAAAAUCUGGUCUCUGCUAAAGAAGAUGAUUUUGAGAAAUUUGAUUGUCUUGCUUUUAUAAAUGCUGCUGAGAACCUGCUGACAUUAGAACCAUUUCGGAAGUUUCCAGGACUGCGGGAACUGGAACUUUCCUUGAACGGACUAAGAAAUCUGAAAAUCACCGCUGGAGAUUUCUUGCAUUUGGAAGAUCUGGAUCUCUCCUACAAUAACUUGUCCCCCCAGGACAUUUGGACAUUGGGAGAUUUGUCCCAGCUCAAAGUCCUUCGCUUAACGGCCAACGGGCUUCGAUCCCUGCCUCCGGACCUGGCAGGCUCGUGGGACUCUGCCCAUUUAAGGUUUCCAUCUCUGGAGGUCUUGUUGCUGGAUGACAAUCGUCUGUCAGACCCGAGCGUCUUUGUGAGCCUGUCUCAUCUCUGCAGUUUUUCACACAUUUCCUCUUCCGUCCCCUACCUGCACCAAGCAGAGAGCCAGCAGUUCUUUCUCCACCCCGUGCUGGAUGGUGACAGCUUCAGAGCAGAGUGCUACAAGUCCCUGAGCAGCCUCUGGCAGCGGCCCCGGCCACCGCAGCAGGAGGACAUGGAGGUGCCAGCAGAGCUGGAAGAGAAGAAAGGACAGCUUGAGUAUGUCGUGCUAUGGAACAACAGGGACCCAGGUAGGACGGAGGUCAUUUUUAAUUCUGGCUCUCAGGAACGCCCGCUGCCGGUUAAUCCCAGGGAAGGAGAUCUGUCUGCCUCUAAGACUCUGCCAGCUCCCUCCAUGCGCAGGGACGUUUGUGCCCCCUUUCCUGAGCUGAAGUGUCUCAGCCUGGCCUUCAACAAGAUCGCAGAUGAGACAGCUCUCUUACCAGUGGCUUUCUUCCCGUGCCUGAAGGAGCUGAUGUUUCACAACAACCCACUUACCACCACUCGGAGCGGGCAGCUGCCUCUGCUGACCCAGCUGCUCCAGCACAGUCUGGGGAUUAAACUUGUCCGACAGAAGAACCUAGCCGUGAAGAGGCAGCGCCUCUCUAUCCCUCUCAAAGCCAACCGCAAGGUCACGUCACAUCUCCCCAAAGUCACGAAGCGGCCAUUGAUGCUGGAAGCUCCCGCCAAGGCCUUUCUGUGGAAACAGCUCCCAGCGGUGGAGGAGGCUGCGAGAGAUGCUGCAUAUCUGAGUCUGGCCCAUCCGCUGCCCCCCAUCAGCUCUGCAACCCCAGCCAGCAGCUGGCGGACGGCACUGGAGGAAGGGGAAGGCAACUCCAGGCCUCCUCCUGGCUCCGCUGAGGAGGACAUUCCAUCCUUCUUCAUGACGCAGGUGGAGGAUGAGUCCAGACCCCUGCUGAGACCUGCGGCAGAGGGCAGGCUGGAGAAGAGCAGUGAGCAGAGGCCAGAAGGAAGCUCCCAGGUGGUUCCAGAACAAUACAAAGGCUAUGAGGAGCUGCUUCGUGGAGACACAGACCCAGAUUUGAUGGAGCCAGUUGCAAUACAGAAGAACAUGCAGCCGCUGUACUACAUCCUGACCCCCUCCCUUGUUUACCAGGAUGCCAAACCACGACUGGACAUUGUGCAGAAGCCGUAUGUCCCUCAGAAAAAGCAUGGGAGGAUGCCCAGCCCUCCUGCCCGAAAGACAAAAUCAGAGGUCCUGGAAGGAAUCCUGAUGGCCAUGAGAAACACCUCGACCAUCACGGAAGUACCAUUGGCAUCUGUUUUGCAAAAGAGGAAAUCCAACCCCAGAGCAUACCGGGAGGCACGGAGGCUGAUGGAGGAAUUCCAGGAGGUGUUUGAGAUCCUCCCUGCAACCCUUGGCAAGGAGAUGGCCAAGCUGUCGGAUGAGGCACACGUGGUAGAAGCCCUUCUCAUGGAGGCAACAUCUGAGCAGGGGAACCCUGAGCAGCUACAGCUGCCAGGGAAGACAGCGGCCAAGAAGAUGCCCAAAGUUUAG
Charadrius vociferus (killdeer) is the source of this 2310-nucleotide messenger RNA. RefSeq names its product X-ray radiation resistance associated 1 (gene XRRA1). Lineage: Eukaryota; Metazoa; Chordata; Aves; Charadriiformes; Charadriidae. Gene Ontology annotation, cellular component: nucleus. Gene Ontology annotation, molecular function: protein binding. The record is from RefSeq and is a predicted model, not a curated record. The transcript has 18 exons. Bases 1 to 2310 code for a protein of 769 amino acids.